This is a messenger RNA of Chironomus riparius, 2666 nucleotides long. The record is from the annotation of a GenBank genome assembly. Lineage: Eukaryota; Metazoa; Arthropoda; Insecta; Diptera; Chironomidae.
AAAAAUCUGUGAUUAAUUAAUUUAAAUUAUUCAGCAGUGGAUUAAGAAAAAAUGGAAAUGAAAAAAUGUUAAAAAAUUAAAGCAGAGCACAAAAAAAUAGAAAAAAUAAUAAUUUUGAAAAAAAAAAUGCAAUUAAAAGUGGAAAGUGAGCAUCCAAAGCCUCAAGCUCGAGGUCAGGAUCGUAAUAAUGGCAGCAGCUCAAUUUAUAUAUCGCCACCAAUUGCAGUGUCUAGCGAUGUUAAUAAUUCUAUACCGCAAAAUGUCGUGAGCGAUGUGGCAGAACGGCAAAAGCCUGUGCUAACCAUUCAAGUGAAUCAAAAUCAAAAUAAUAGCAAUUUACAGCAAUGUAAUAAUGAGAAUGCUAAUAAUCUUGUGAAUAUCGUGAGUUGCUUUCGUGCUACCACAGCAACAACAGCCGUAAAUCACGGCAUUGAAAAUUUAGUCCAAAAUAUUAGUGGAAGUAAUUUACCAUUUAAUGUUAGUGUUAAUAAAUUUGAUAUUGCCAAUUGUAAUAGUCAAAAUGAAAUAUUAAUUAAAAAUAAUGAAAAUUUAUUAAAAAUUGAUGGAAAUGUGUUUGUGGACUGUGAAUUGAAUAUCAAUGGUGUGAAUCAUCAAAAUCCAUCAAAUUCUAAAAUCCAAUCAAAAUCAAUAAAGCGUGAUGAUUUAAAUGAAAUUUGUGUGGCUGAUCAAAUUGUAAUUAGCAAUUCCAAUGUGGAUUAUCAUAAUAUGACAUUAGACAGCAUCACAAAUCAACCGAAUGAUAAAAUUGGAUUAAUUGAAAAUGAGAAUAGGAAAAUUAUUAAAAACAACAGCAACAACAAUGCGGUAGCAGCAGCAUCAAUUAACGAAAAUGUAAUCAAUCAAAUCACAAUAGUCAGCAAUGAGACAGCAACGACUACGGCUACUGAUAAUAAUGUGGAAAGUGUAAAUAAUCGGAGUAGAUUAGAAAAUGAAAAUUGCGGUAGUAACUGCAAAGUGGAAGCGACAUUUCGCGAACAACGAAGGCGUGAACGACGUGAAAGACGUCAAGCGAGGCAAAGGGCACAACAUGGACAUCGACAUCAUGUGUCUGUGCAUCAUUCGAACCGACCAAAUGUUGUUACUAAUAAUAAUAAUAGUCGUGGAAUUAAUGGCAUUUCUGGCUAUGAAAUGUUACCCGAUAUUAUUAAUAAUCACUUACCACCUCCAUAUACGACGCUUCCACACUUUUCAUUACGUACAUCUGCUCCAAUUCCACCACCUCCACCUCCUCCUCAACCCCAAUUAAUUACACCUGCACCCAUUGUUGUUGAUGAUUGCCGAUUUUCAUUUCCGAUUCCGAUUAUCAGAAGAUCCCCAUCGGAGCACUCCGGACGAAAAGGAUGUUGCGGUCAAUUUUUCCACAGUCCACGAUCAUUAGGUAUAAUAGCGAUGAUAGCAUUAGGAGGUGUUGCUUGCGCUCUUGGCGGUGCUGCUUGGGGUGCGAGUGGUCUUGCAGGACAGCCAUCUACACACCUUACCAUCUCACUUCUUAUGAUAGGAAUUGGAGUUGUUCUAGUAACAAUAAGUGGUGUUGCAUGGCGAAUCACAACAGCUGACGGCUCAGCAUGUUUUGGUAUGGAAGGAACAGAAUUUGAUCAUUGUGGACGACAGCAAUGCUUGAGAAAUAGUAGCAUGUCACAUGGUCUUCUUUAUCCGGAAUUUACACAUCGACAACCUCCACCAACGUAUCAGGCUAGCAUGCAAGAGUAUAGAUUGAGGUUACUGCUCUUGGAUCGUGACAGACAGUCACAUGGAAGGAGGCUAACAGCUGUGGUACAUCAACAAUCAUCUGCAUCACCACCACCGUCAUAUCGAUCGAAUGUAGCACCACAUUUAAGAUCUCAUCGUCAUAAUACAGUCAUAUCACAUCCAAAUGGAUCAUCAAGCGUAUUCAAUAGCAAUAGUCAUAAUAAUAACAAUAAUAAUACAGCAUUGAAUGGAAUAGCAAGCAACAAUAUUGGUAAUAUGGCAUGCGGAGUGAAUAUUCAACAAAAUUGCAGCAAUCGAUUAUCUGUGCCAUCACCAAAGGAUGUUGAGGAGAGCAAUGACUCGAAUUCUGUUAUUAAGUCAUCAUCUCGAGCCACUCAAGCAAGAGAAAUGACAAAAAUUAAUCAAAAAAGUCAACAACAAAUUUUAAUUAAUCAAAACAGCACAACAGAUGUUUCUAAUUUGCAUCAUCAGAGUCAAAUUAAAGUGAAUUCAUGCGAGUCAUCAGUAAGUAAUGAUUAUGUCAACGCUUCGUCUAAAUUAGAUACACAAGCAGCAACACCAACGAAGACAACAACGACAGUCUGUAAUGAACAUGAUACUGGAAUGAUAACAAUUGUUACAAUUAAUAAUAAUUCUAAUAAUCUUAGUAAAUUAAUUAAUGAUAACAAUACACUUGUGUGAUGACAGUGAUUUAUCUUAUUUUCUUGUAGUUAAAAAAACUUUUUCUUUGUUUUUGGAAUUUCUUCUUUAAAAUUAUUCUUAGAUUUUUUUAUUUUUAUAGAUCAGUGAAUGGUCUGAAAUUACGGUUGUUAUACGAACUUUUUUUGGGGCCGUUCACUUAUGACAUCCAUCAAAAAACCUGAUAAUUAAAACCUUCACUCCUUCUUUGUCACAAAGGUUUCACAGAUGUCAACACCCCCCCCCCCCCCCUCCCU